UAUUUUUGUACUGUACUGUACACGGUCUUCUCUAUCACAUGACAAUAUAUGCAGGGUUUAUAAAUAGAAAUAGGACUCCGAUCAUCAAGAUGGACGCAACACGAAUUUGGUCGGCUGUAUUUGGUCUACUGGCAUUUUUCUGUCAGACAAUUUCUGGGUUUACGACGUGUUGGAGCGAUUUCAAUGUCAGAUAUUACUGUUCCAAUGAUCAAUAUUGCUGCGGCAAUAUGGAGUGUUGCACACAUUACUACGUGUACCAGUUGUGGUGGUUCUGGUUCAUCUGGGUUAUCAUUUUCCUGCUCAUUGUAAGUUGCAUCAUCGGGUUGCGCAGGCGCAGAAACCGUCUGCAGUACAUUAGGGUAGCUCAGCCAGUCUAUGGAACUUCUGCUGCGACAACCGCAACAACGGCCUACCCACCAGCUGGUGCUUAUCAACAACCCCCACCCACUGCACCGGCGUACCCACCCCAAUACUCACAGAAACCACCACCAUACCAGUAAUAACACAAUCAAGGAAAAAGGUCGAAUUUUUUUGUUGGGAUGUGGAUUUUUUUUAAAGUUGUAUAAUGUAUAAAUGGGGUAUUAAAAUACAAAGUUAUCAAAUACUGAAUAUUUACGUGAACAUUGUAUUUUAAGAGAUAGAUAGAGAGAGAGAGGAAUGUUUCUUCCUCUGUUGUUUGGAAAAUCUGUUUCGAAAGUCCCGAUGUUACUAUGUUCUUGUUUGCUUUUUUGUUUACAAACGUUGAAAAAAUGCCAUAAUCUUGUCAAACAUAUAUAUGUCAAUGUAUGUGAUCUAUGUUAUCAUUUGUCGUAUUCUACUAUCAUGAAAAUUGUGCAAUAUUUAAUAUAGGUUAUAUUGCCUAAGUUUUAAAAUUAUUGUAGACAUUAAUUCCUUCUAUUGAAAAGAGAUAUAUAUACAAAGAAUUUUGUGACCUUUUGAGUAGGUUUUUCCCCACAGGCACAGGAGGGUUUUUUUGCGCCUGGAGUAUCUCUGUGUCUAACAGAUAACUUGCAGUUGUAAUAUUUUCUGAAUUUUUUUUUUUUUGUACAUAAAAGUAUAUUUCAAAUUCUUCAUUAAAUAAAACAAAACCA
This is a messenger RNA of Saccostrea cuccullata (small rock oyster), 1091 nucleotides long. RefSeq names its product WW domain binding protein 1-like. Lineage: Eukaryota; Metazoa; Mollusca; Bivalvia; Ostreida; Ostreidae. The record is from RefSeq and is a predicted model, not a curated record. The transcript has 5 exons. The coding region runs from base 39 to 500 and encodes 153 amino acids.